Notothenia coriiceps (black rockcod) is the source of this 1402-nucleotide messenger RNA. RefSeq names its product amphiphysin-like. Bases 41 to 430 code for a protein of 129 amino acids. Gene Ontology annotation, molecular function: phospholipid binding; protein binding. NCBI's taxonomy places the organism in Eukaryota, Metazoa, Chordata, Actinopteri, Perciformes, Nototheniidae. Gene Ontology annotation, cellular component: plasma membrane; synaptic vesicle. The record is from RefSeq and is a predicted model, not a curated record. The transcript has 4 exons. Gene Ontology annotation, biological process: synaptic vesicle endocytosis.
CGCUCCUGCUGAGGAAGUCAAAACCCCCACCUCGGAAAAAAUGCCGAUCCCCUCUGUGGUCAUUGAGCCCGCCUCGAGUAACGAAGGGGAUGAUGACCGUGAUGCAGACAUAAUUUCUCCCACCGCCAUCGGGGACAGCGACAUGACGGCAGAGACCCAGACCAUUAAACACAUGAGUCCGUCCGGCGGCGUGUCGGGGCUCCCGGACGACUUCCUCUAUAAGGUGGAGACCAUGCACGACUUUGAAGCUGCAAAUUCAGACGAGCUGGAGCUGAAGAGAGGUGAUGUGGUGCUGGUGGUUCCCACCGCUUCAGUAGAGGAUCAGGAUGCCGGCUGGCUCACUGGGAUCAGAGAAAGUGACUGGUUAACACUUGGUGCCAGUGCUCACAAAGGACUUUUCCCAGAAAACUUUAUUCAGCGCUUGGAGUAAAGUAUUUCAGCUGGGUAAAAUACGAGGUUUGAAACACCGGUGGCCAAGCCGUCCAGUCAGCAUGUAGCCAACCCCGAAACCCCCGAUAACCUGCUGCAGACGUCUGCUGGACCACACAAGGCUUUCUUUGGUUAAUGAAGCUCUACUUAAACUUAAAUCCUUGUUAUUAAAAGUAGCAUUAUUCCCAGCAAAGUGAAAUUAAUAAGCAUGAUAUCAUAGUAUGAUCAACCUUUCUCUGAGACUGAGAUGUUUUUUGAUUUUGAAUGAAAUAAGUUGUUUUAAUUUAUUGGGAAUGAUGCAAUUCUUAAAUGUUCAUGCCAACAGAAGGAAAGUAGUUUGAACUAAAUAGACAAACCUGCCCCUUCUUGACAACGAGUGUGUUGUACUGGUUCUGUUGCUGUGUGAUCUAUUGAACUGUUCUGUAACAUGAAAGUCUUUAGCGUGUUGUUUCUCUUCAACACGUCAUCACUGUUAUCACUCUGUGUGUGUUUCUGUAAAACAUGGCCAAGCUUUCAUUUGGCAUAUGUUGUGAUAAGUUUAGCGAUGAUGAGUGUUGUGUUUAGUCCAAAAGAGUGUGACAUUUAUUAUCUGAGCAUUGGCAAACAACCAGUGCAAAUCCAGCAUUAAAAUGUAAUAUUUUACAGUUAGUAUUGUACGAUAGAAAUAUUAUAGAAAAUAGACAGACCAUAAAAUCGAAGAGUUCAUGUAAAUCCAAAUGUAGAGCUAUAAGUCAUAUGUAUAUUGAAAAUUAUAGAAUAGUAAGAAAGAAAUCCAACAGAAGCUUUUUAUUGGUCUACGAUCACAGGGAAUCUAUUAACAAAUGUAUUAUGCAAUCUAUGUUGUUGGUAUAUUCCAACGGUUCUGUAGAUCAACAAAUAUGAUGUCACUUCCUUUUUAAACGUCUACCAUUUUGUGAUGUACAUACAGUAAAUAUUUAUGUCAAGAUCAAUAAAUAAAAGUUCAUAAGGUCCA